Messenger RNA from Hypanus sabinus (Atlantic stingray), 1663 nucleotides. It is a transcript of the gene plpp1a, whose product is annotated as phospholipid phosphatase 1a. Lineage: Eukaryota; Metazoa; Chordata; Chondrichthyes; Myliobatiformes; Dasyatidae. Gene Ontology annotation, biological process: signal transduction; phospholipid metabolic process; phospholipid dephosphorylation. The record is from RefSeq and is a predicted model, not a curated record. The transcript is spliced from 6 exons. Bases 425 to 1276 code for a protein of 283 amino acids. Gene Ontology annotation, molecular function: phosphatidate phosphatase activity.
GUACGUCGGGCGUGUGUCCGGGACGUUUCGAGCCCCGCCUUGGACAUUGUGAUGGGUUUUAACGUCGCAUUCACGCCGAACACUGAGCAUUCUGAAACCCGUCGAGGACGCGAGUGGAGGGUUUGUUUUUUCCCCUGUGCCUGCCGUUGAUAUGUAAACGUUUAGAGCGCAAUGCCAUUAACAAUGCGGGGUUACAAUUUCCUUCAGCUGUGAAAUUGAGCCUGUGUCAGCCAUUAGCCUUCAGCUUUCUUCUCUCCCAUAACUUAUAUUGGUUUUAGUCGUCCUUUUAAACCCGGGCACUCUAUCCUCUUUUUCUCGUUGAUCACACAAAGCGGCUUAAUCGUUUUGCAGACAAAACGAAGCCAACUUAAAUAAAUUAUUUUCAGAGAGGAGCGAUAGUCAACUAUCACGUCGAGCGAACAAGAUGUUUGACAGACACAGAGUCCCCUUUGUUUGUUUGGAUGUAAUAUGCGUCAUAUUGGCUGGUAUGCCACUGGGUGUUCUAAAUGUGGCCAAAAUAAAACCUUAUCAAAGAGGGUUUUACUGUGAUGAUGAAACCAUCAGUUAUCCAUUCAGGAACAGUACCGUCACUUCCACUGUCCUGUAUUCAGUGGGGUUUACACUGCCCAUAUCAGCUAUAAUCAUAGGGGAGAUAUGCUCAGUUCAUUGGAACCAAUUACGUUCUGACUCCUUUAUUGGAAACUCCUAUUUAGCCACCGUAUAUAAGGCAAUUGGGACAUUUUUAUUUGGGGCUGCUGCAAGCCAGUCUCUGACCGACAUUGCCAAAUAUUCAAUUGGGCGUCUUCGGCCUCACUUCCUCGAUGUUUGCCAACCCGAUUGGGGAAAGCUCAACUGCUCUACGGGGUACAUAACUGACUUUACGUGCCAGGGUGACAAAGAGCUGGCCAAUGAAGCACGGCUCUCCUUUUUCUCUGGCCAUUCUUCCUUCUCCAUGUACUGCAUGAUGUUCCUCGCACUUUAUCUGCAGGCACGAAUGGUGGGUGACUGGUCCAGACUGCUGCGUCCAACACUUCAGUUCGGUUUAAUCGCAGCUUCAGUUUACGUGGGACUUUCACGUGUGUCUGAUUAUAAACAUCACUGGAGUGAUGUGUUAACUGGACUCAUAGAGGGAGCAAUUGCAGCAAUACUUGUUGUGGUGUUUGUGUCAGAUUUUUUCAAAGAGAAACACCGCAGAAUUUUACCAAAAGAUGAGGAAAGUUCACACGCUGCUUUGCAUGAAACACAAGGAAACCAUUAUGCCAGGAAUAAUCAAUAAAGAAUUGUCGCAGGCGUCAAUGAAUGUAAAUGUGUUGUAAAACAAAGCAUAUUUCCAGACUAAAACACCUAGUCACUUAAGUAGAUAACUAUCUUUAUGAAUAAACACCUGCUAUACUCUUGGAAUCCACUCCAUGUUAUAAACAUACACAUAUAUAAUGAUUACAUUUUGUUUAUGAAUACAGGUAUUUUAUUUCUACUGUGCUUUCCCUUAUAAAAAGCUUUUAUCAUCCAAAUAAAUUGCCACACAGUAGUUCAAGAUGUAAAAGUUUAAUAAAAUAACAGCAAUGUUUUCCAUGUGCAGUUUCCAUACUGAAGUUUGCUUUUUGGUCCUUGAGGGCCACACUAUGUAUAAAUUCAAAGGAAAAUAAAAUGUCUUUCAAAGUUC